AUCCUCAAACCAACAACUUAUAAUUCAUUAUUCACUAAACAAAAUACAAAGGAGUUUGUGGUUUGCAUCAUUAGCUAUGUCAUCGUCGGAGACAGUUCCAGAGUCGCCGGAAUCUGAUUUGACUCAAAUCAAUUUCGAUGAAACUGAGCUCACCUUGGGACUUCCAGGAGCCGAAUUCCGGCCAACUGAUCACAAACCCAACGCCAAACGUUGUUUCCUUGACACUGUUGAUGCCGGUGUUGGGAGCUCGACAAGCGAACCGCGUGACGGUCACGACCAGCCUCAACUCAUCUCUUCCGGCGAUAGGCAAAAGCGGGCAGUAAUGGGUUGGCCGCCAGUGAGAUCAUACAGAAAAAAGACAAUAGAAAUGAACAGCAAAUACGUUAAAGUUGCGGCUGAUGGGGCGCCAUAUCUGCGUAAGCUCGACCUUGAGAUGUUCGAUGGCUAUCAACAAUUAUUCAUCGCAUUUGAGCAAUUGUUUACCUCUUUUCCUAUAUGUUGUGAUUACUUGGAAGAAGGAAACAAUUUGAACCCUGUGAAAAGAGCAGAUGAAUACUUACCAACCUAUGAAGACAAAGAUGGAGAUUGGAUGUUAGUCGGAGAUGUCCCUUGGAAGUUGUUUAUUGAAUCUUGCAAACGUAUUCGUCUGAUGAAAGGUUCAGAUGCCAUUGGCAUAGCUCCAAGGACACCAUAAAAGGAGGGAAGGAGAGGAAGCUUUUGGAUGGACAGCUUUUCUUUUCUUUAUCCUUUUUGAAUUUGUUAAAGUUUGGAUGAAUAUGCUUGUAGUUAUGGCAUUGCCUUGACGUGAUUAGGCCUCGGUUGAUUUUGUAUAAUAAAAUGUCAGUUCAAAAAAGUAAUAUUUACUUAACUACAGUGUUGUACAGUUACCAAUACCAACAUAGCUUAAGUAGUCAAAUAUUAAUGACUUGUUUAUAAGUUCUAAUUUUGAAGCUCUUCCCCUCA
Messenger RNA from Benincasa hispida (wax gourd), 963 nucleotides. Its product is annotated as auxin-responsive protein IAA1-like. The record is from RefSeq and is a predicted model, not a curated record. Lineage: Eukaryota; Viridiplantae; Streptophyta; Magnoliopsida; Cucurbitales; Cucurbitaceae. Gene Ontology annotation, cellular component: nucleus. Gene Ontology annotation, biological process: regulation of DNA-templated transcription.